Molecule: messenger RNA, 1850 nt
Organism: Cryptomeria japonica (Japanese cedar)
Lineage: Eukaryota; Viridiplantae; Streptophyta; Pinopsida; Cupressales; Cupressaceae
Product: disease resistance protein Roq1-like
Exons: 2
Coding region: 81-1499 (472 amino acids)
Biological process (GO): defense response; signal transduction
Molecular function (GO): ADP binding
Source: RefSeq, a predicted model, not a curated record
AGUCCUGACCCUGCUCUAGUGCCGUUGGAAACUCGUAGGAUUUCAGCGAAAGCGUGACUAAGUUUCUGUCUAGUCCAAUUAUGAUGGCGUCUUCCUCAUUUAUAUCUCACCAACAAAGUGUGGAAUCUGAGGCUUUCAGUGAAUUUGAAGGGGAGGGGUUCGCUGUAUGUAGAAAAGGAUAUGAUGCAUUCAUCAACCAUAGGGGCCCUGACGUCAAACAAUCUGUGGCUUCAGAAAUUUACAGUUUUUUGCAGCGUAUGGGAUAUCGAGUAUUUCUUGAUGAGCCCGAGUUGAAACUGGGAGAUCCCAUUCCCUCUAACAUACAAAAUGCCAUAACCACUUCCAUUGUUCAACUCUGCAUCUUCUCGCCAAGAUACGCCGAGUCCCAUUGGUGUUUAGAUGAGCUGCUUCUCAUAAUGAAAACCAAGGCUCUCUUUAUUCCUGUAUUUUGUGAUGUGAAGCCUUCUGACCUUCGCUACCCUCACAAGGGAAUUUAUGCUCCUGCUUUCGCUGAAUAUGAGGAAAGGGGGAGAUUCAACAAUGAGAGGCUUCAACAAUGGAAAGAAGCCCUCAAAUCUUCGUCACGCAUCCGAGGCUACAAAUUCAGCACAUCUAAUGAUAAUGUGAAGACCCUGUGUACCGACAUUGCCUUGGCUGUGAAACAAGAGGUUGAAAACACAAGAUUUAUGGAAGUUGCAAAAUAUCCUGUAGGACUUGAUGAACUGGUGGAGGAUUUUGAAAGGCAGACUACAGAGAAAGGAAAUGUUGUUGGAAUCUUUGCGAUGGGGGGAUCUGGAAAAACAACCCUAGCCAAAGAAUUGUUUAACCGCAAAAGACGGAGUUACCAUGGAUCAAGUUUUGUUUUUGAUGUCAGAGAAGCAUCUGCAAAAGAUGAAUUAACUUGUCUCGAAAGUCAGCUACUCAAAGGCCUCUUCCUUGAAGAUCACAAAUUUAUGAGUAAAAGUGAAGGGACAUCCUUUCUUAAGGAGCGAAUGGGCAGAUCUAGUAAUCAAUUCCUCAUUGUUCUCGAUGAUGUUGAUGACCGACAGCAGCUAGAGUCUCUCUUGUUCAGAGAUGCACUCAAUUGUGGUAGUCUGGUCAUUGUCACAACUUGUGACAAGAGUGUGUUAACAAAAGCCGGAAUUACUAGUCAUUUUAAAUUGAAAGAAAUGAAGAAAUGUCAUGCAAAAGAGCUCUUGAUCUGUAGGCAUGCCUUAGGGCAGGCAAAACCACCCAGUGGAUAUGAGAAGUUAGUUAAUAGCUUUGUAGAUUUCUGUGGAGGAUUGCCUCUGGCCAUAGAAGUAUCUGCAGCCAAUCUUUUUGGCACUGCUGAUGUCAACACUUGGCAGUCAGAAUUGCAGAAAUUUAAAAGUAGUCUGAAUCUGGAAAUAAAGGCUAAACUUGGAAUAAGUUUGGGCAGGCUAGACCGAGAACAAAAACAAAUUUUUAUGGACAUCGCAUGUUUUUUCAUUGGCAAACGGGUGAGCAUGGGCAUAUAAAGAUGGGCAUAUAAAGAUAUGGAAGGGAUUAGGAUGGUGUUAGUUUGUUAGUUUGGACAGUUGUUUGUCCAUUUGCUAAAUAAUUAGUAAAUAAUUGUUUGCUAAUAAAUGUAGUUAGAGUUCAAACAAUUUUUAUUAAUUAUUUGACUCUUUUUAGAAACUUUUAGCAAUCAAUUUGGUUAGGGUUGUUUAGUUGUUUUUAAUCUCAGCCGUUGAUUGAGAAUUAAUCUCGGCUGUUGGUUUUCCAAUGAGAGUAGUAUAUAAGGGGGUUAGGAGGCAUUUGGAAAACAAGGAAUUGUGAGAAGAACUUGCAGUGUUAGCAAGUAGUCUUGCAAUGGGGUGGAAUAUCAG